Molecule: messenger RNA, 195 nt
Organism: Cladophialophora carrionii CBS 160.54
Lineage: Eukaryota; Fungi; Ascomycota; Eurotiomycetes; Chaetothyriales; Herpotrichiellaceae
Product: H/ACA ribonucleoprotein complex subunit 3
Exons: 3
Coding region: 1-195 (64 amino acids)
Biological process (GO): rRNA pseudouridine synthesis; positive regulation of telomerase RNA localization to Cajal body; snRNA pseudouridine synthesis
Cellular component (GO): box H/ACA snoRNP complex; box H/ACA telomerase RNP complex
Molecular function (GO): box H/ACA snoRNA binding; telomerase RNA binding
Source: RefSeq, a predicted model, not a curated record
AUGCAUCUGAUGUACACUGAAGACCCGGCGACGGGCAGAAGGAUAUACACCUUGAAAAAAGUCCUUGACGGGACCGUCACAAAGUCUGCACAUCCUGCUAGAUUUUCUCCAGACGACAAGUAUUCGAGGCAUCGAGUGACCCUGAAGAAGCGCUAUGGCCUCCUUCUCACCCAGCAGAAAGAUGAGAAGAAAUGA